Penaeus vannamei (Pacific white shrimp) is the source of this 2405-nucleotide messenger RNA. Its product is annotated as G2/mitotic-specific cyclin-B. Gene Ontology annotation, molecular function: cyclin-dependent protein serine/threonine kinase regulator activity. NCBI's taxonomy places the organism in Eukaryota, Metazoa, Arthropoda, Malacostraca, Decapoda, Penaeidae. Gene Ontology annotation, biological process: mitotic cell cycle phase transition; regulation of cyclin-dependent protein serine/threonine kinase activity. Gene Ontology annotation, cellular component: nucleus; cytoplasm; cyclin-dependent protein kinase holoenzyme complex. The record is from RefSeq and is a predicted model, not a curated record.
CCGCCGGGCCGUUUGAAACGCAGUGUCGAGUCGGCGUCGCUUGAGAGAGGACUUGUUUUGAGGAGAUUUCGCAGUGAAAAAAGCCACGUAUUCCUAAAAUUCCGGUUGAUUUUUGUCCAUCAUGUCUAUGAGAACUACCACACAUCUCAAUAGUAACCUGGGGCAUGAUCUAAACAAUCCCCGCAAAGUAGAGGCCAAGAUGAUCCAGGGGCCGGUCGCCCGUCGUGCUUUCGGGGAUGUUGGCAACCGCGCUAUUCCUGUACAAGGGCCCAAAGCUCCCCUCAAGCCAGGGGAGAUCUCCCGCAAUGAGCCCACAAAGCUGCAGAAGCCCAAAGCCGGCCUCUCUGGGCUGCUCGCCAGAUCUGGCAAAGAGAAUGUGAAGCCCCUGAAGGAGGUGGUCGAACAUGUGGAGCAGAUGGAUGUGGAGGAGGAAGCCAAGGUUGAGGAGCUGGCUAUUGCUUUCUCAACCCAGAGACUAGAUAUUGAAGAUAUUGAUGCCCAAGACAGUGAUAAUCCCCAGCUUGUAUCUGAAUAUGUGAACGAUAUCUACAAGUAUCUGCGAGAGCUGGAGGAUGCUAACAAAGUUAAGGCGAGAUACCUAGAAGGUCAAGUAAUUACUGGGAAGAUGAGGGCAAUUUUGAUUGAUUGGCUUGUCCAGGUUCACCUCCGCUUCACCCUUCUUCAAGAGACGCUGUAUCUGACUGUUGCUAUCAUUGACAGAUUUCUCCAGACACAGAGGAAUAUACCACGUAACAAGCUACAGUUAGUUGGUGUGACUGCCAUGUUCAUUGCUAGCAAAUAUGAAGAGAUGUAUUGCCCAGAAAUUGGGGACUUCGCAUACAUUACAGACAAAGCCUACUCAAAGGCAGAGAUUCGUAAAAUGGAGGUGACCAUGCUGAAUGAGCUGGGCUUCAAUGUAUCCUAUCCCCUUCCAUUGCACUUCCUGCGAAGAAACAGUAAAGCUGGCUCUGUUGAUGCUUCUCAACAUACCUUGGCAAAGUACCUGAUGGAACUUUGUUUGCCCGAGUACAGCAUGUGCCACUACAAGUCGUCAAUAAUUGCUGCAUCUGCUCUCUGCCUUUCACUUAAAUUGUUGGAUGGCAAUAACUGGAGUGACACAUUGACUUACUAUUCUCGCUACACUGAAGAGCAGCUCCUGCCAGUCAUGUGCAAGAUGGCGUCAGUUGUAGUUAAGAGCAGUAGUGCUAAGCAACAGGCUGUAAGACAGAAAUACAAAGCCAGCAAGUUGAUGAAAAUUAGUGAGAUUCCCCAGCUCAAAUCGAAGCUCAUCAACACGCUCGCAGAGAAGAGUGCGUCUUAUGCAUAAGGUGGUUGCCAUUUAUAAAGUAAAUAUUGUACAUGUUGAAUGAAUGGACUGGUUUUUGUACAUAUUACUUUAAGGUGCCAGUUUCUUUUUUAUAAGCUUUCAGAUUUAUAGAAUACUGACUACCAGUAUUUGAUUUAUUUUACAAGACUGGUUCUUUGGGUUAGCAUGUAAAACCCAGAGUGACUGGUUUUGGCAUCUAUCCAUAUAUCAUGGUCUUCACUGUAUUAAUAUAAUUUUAGACAGGACAAAAAUGGCUAUUUGAUGAAAGGAACUUGUAAAAAGUAUAUGCUAUAAUGUCUUGUACUGUAUAUAUGAUCUGUGAUAAACUUUUAGUUAUGUCUUUAUGUAUACCUAUAUAAUAAACCAGUUUUAUGCAAGAUCUGUACUCCACUAUUUUUUAUGCCUUUAGUUAUAGAUUGCAACCAAUAAGUGUGGAUUGACAGUAAAAAUAAGUUGAUUUAUGGAUAUUGUUCAUAACCAUUCCUUUCCUAUAGUUUUCAGCAUCACCAAAGAAAAUAAAUAUGCAUGCUUUACUUUAUAAAUGCAAAAGAACAAGUUUGUGUGCCAAAUACUGUACACAUUUUAUUCUUUAUUUUAGAAUCCAGAUGUUGAUUUUAUGUGCAGGAUGCAUAUCACUUUAUGCAGAUUAGGUGCUUUCCCAAAUGUAAUUUUUAACUUCUGUACUUUUAAAAAUAUUCCAUAAUUGUCACAGGUAUAUUUUUUGUAUGGUAAUGCAGUUUCGGUAAUUUAGGAUUAAUGAAACAAGGAAUCCUGUUCCAACAAUUUUUGUUGUACCUUUUUGAUCAGCUGCUGCUUUGGGUGGUAGUGGUCCCAAAACUUGAGGGACAAAGAUUGAAGUUGUAUUUAGCGGCUCUUAAAUAGGAUACUUAAAAAAGAAGAAAAAAAUAUUUGUUCUACUAUUGCAUCCUAGAAAAAAUCUAGUUCUUGACCUAAGGAUGUAUUAAAUUGUUCUCAUAUGGAUUUGACUAGACUAAACCUAGGUGCUAUAUUCUUAGUAUAUUUCCAGUUCAAAGAAAUGUGAAUGCAUGUUACCCAUACUCUGUAAUUUUCAGUGAAG